Molecule: messenger RNA, 236 nt
Organism: Amoebophrya sp. A25
Lineage: Eukaryota; Dinophyceae; Syndiniales; Amoebophryaceae
Source: the annotation of a GenBank genome assembly
GUGGAUGACAGCGUAGGAGAAGCGACAAGCAAAAAGAACCUCCCUGAGCAUGAUGUUCGUGGCGUCUAUCACAGGUUACAAGUUGCUCCACUUCCUGAAACAAGUCAACAAGUAGAUCCUAAAGCAUCUGCCAAGCAGGAGGGUUCUACCGCACAACAACAAGGACAACAGCAAGCUCCUGCAGCGUCUUCUGCCGCUACAACUAGGGUGAAAAAGGAAGAGCCAAGUUCUACGAC